Molecule: messenger RNA, 1448 nt
Organism: Erigeron canadensis
Lineage: Eukaryota; Viridiplantae; Streptophyta; Magnoliopsida; Asterales; Asteraceae
Product: E3 ubiquitin-protein ligase DA2-like
Exons: 8
Coding region: 228-1271 (347 amino acids)
Cellular component (GO): cytoplasm
Source: RefSeq, a predicted model, not a curated record
ACAGCUCCAAAUUCUUGUUUUUCAACUAAAAUCAUUAAUGGGCAUACAUAAAGUUGCUUUCUUUUUUGUUAUUUUCUUGAUUGCAUAAUGUUAAAAGGCCUUCCAAUUGCUUCUUUCAAGAAGUUAUCUUGGUGAAAGUUAUAGGUGGGGUUUUGUGAUAGAUUUUUCCUCAAUUUUAUUGCCCACGUUACAAUUUUUGUUUGUCCCAAGAAUACAGUCGUAUUUGGAUGGGGAAUAAGUUGGGAAGAAAGAAACAUUUGGUAGAUGAAAAGUAUACAAGGCCCCAAGGGUUGUAUCAACAUAAAGAUGUGGAUCAUAAGAAACUAAAAAGAUUAAUACUUGAUUCCAAACUCGCUCCUUGUUAUCCUGGUGAUGAUGAUUGUAAAAGUUGUGAUCUUGAAGAAUGCCCAAUUUGUUUCUUGCAUUAUCCAAGUCUGAAUCGUUCGAGAUGUUGCAUGAAAGGGAUUUGUACAGAGUGUUUUCUGCAGAUGAAGGCACCUAAUUCAUCAUACCCGGCACAGUGUCCCUUUUGUAAAACAUACAACUAUGCUGUGGAGUAUAGAGGGGUGAAGACUAAAGAAGAAAAGGGGUUGGAACAAAUUGAAGAACAACGGGUGAUAGACGCAAAAAUAAGAAUGAGACGGAAAGAAAUUGAAGAUGAAGAGGAAAGGAUGCAAAGAAGGCAAGAUAUGAGCUCUACAAGUCUAAUUACUGGACCAAAUGAGGCCGGGUAUACAUCAGCAACAGGUGAGGAAAUCUUUACAAGUCAUCAACUAGGUGGUUCAGCACUUACACAUCCUUCAAGCUCUAUAAAGAAUAGAGAUGAUGAAUUUGAUAUCGAGAACAUAAUGUUAAUGGAAGCAAUAUGGCUCUCAUAUCAGGAGACUAGCAAGCGGCAUCAAAAUUAUAAUGACACUGCACAAUUAGCAAGAUAUGCAUCAGAACUUCAUGUUUCAGCAGCCAUAGCCCCACAGGUGGCAUCGACCUCAUCCUCAUCGCGUUCUGGCGGUCUGGCAUGUACUAUGGCAAGCCUUGCUGAACACCAAGUAGGGAUAGAGUCGUCAACUAACAAUAGGAAUUUGUCAAUUUACAACGUUGACAAUGAUGAACCGACUACAGUAGAUGGUCAUGGUGUUUUAACAUUUGGAUCAUAUCCCACACAAGAUGAAAUGGGUCCAGAUAGUUUUGAAGAACAGAUGAUGGUAGCCAUGGCAGUUUCACUAUCAGAGGCUCGUCCUAGGACAAGUUCCCAACAGAUUACAUGGCAUUAAUGCAUCUUUUAUCUGGAUGUGAAACAAAAAAGUUCAUUUGAUUAAAUGUGAUGGGUUGUUAAUUAUUUAACAGUAUUGGAAUAGAUGCAGAAUAUGCCCUUGUUGGGUUUGAUCAAUUGAUCAUAUAUAUAUAACCCUUUGACAGGUUUUUAAUAAAGAAAAUUUUAUCUUUUUGUU